Messenger RNA from Chlamydomonas reinhardtii, 1699 nucleotides. RefSeq lists its product as uncharacterized. NCBI's taxonomy places the organism in Eukaryota, Viridiplantae, Chlorophyta, Chlorophyceae, Chlamydomonadales, Chlamydomonadaceae. The transcript has a single exon. The record is from RefSeq and is a predicted model, not a curated record. The coding region runs from base 66 to 314 and encodes 82 amino acids.
GGUUCUACUCAGUGUUAGCAGUAUGUCUUGCUUCACGCAAAUCCGUCGUCCCAAAGAGAGCUGGGAUGAACGUGAUGGCUGGUCUCCGUUCGGGCGCGGACAACGAGGACGACAUAUUUGAGUUUUUUCAGAAUGCUAAAGGCCAUGGUGAUCUGUAUGAGGUUGAACGCACGCAUGCAGAUGCUGAUGCGGAUAUUGUUUGGAGGCUCAAAGCUCCACAAGGAAAGGCAUUGACUGGCCAGCUAAAGUCUCACAACCCUUCCGGUGACACCGUCGGUGUGGUGUUUAGGACUACUAACGUAUAUAAGGCCUAAUCGGCGGGCUUGCUGGGCUUGCAUUAUCCGACGACCUCUACGAGGAGAUAUUCGAGUCCGAGGAGGCUAGGUUGUUUUGGACUAGUUCAAACACGCGUAAAAGCGUAUACGAGGACUUGAUGAAUCAUUACGGUGAUGGGGACGAGCGCUGUUAUUUUUUAUUCAUUGUUACUUUUAAGCACAACAUGGGAUUCUUUAUUAUCGAUCCCGCGGAGGUUGUUGAAAAUUUCAAAUUCACCAUGGGCAUCGGAUCUAAACGACUCUUUAUAUAUCAACUGAGCAUGGCACGCAAUUUGCGACUUCUGAUACCAGGCAAGUUGGCUGGCAGUGGCACCAUCACAGAUGAGAACGUAAGAUUGGUCCUGAAUGAUGGCAUCUAUUAUUUUCAAACACUCGAGGAGGCUGACUCUGAAGUUUUCUACCCGCGUAUGAAGCGUAUAAUGGAAGAUGAUGACUAUGCCAACUUCUUGGCCAGACAGAAGCGCCUUAAAGAUGCAGAUGUGCCAGUGGUGACAUGUGUGGAUGCCGGAAAGAACAGGCAUAUUGAAUCAACAAGCAGUAUCUUCAAGUACUUGGAGAGUCUAGGCACCAAGUACAACUUUGACGUACUCCAAGUUAGGCAUGACCCUCGUGUCUUUCAUCAUGCUGAGUUGACUCGGGCCAAUGGUACUAUGUUGCGUGUGUUCAUAUGCAGAGCUCAGAACACCAAAGCAACAAACAGCAUUAGAUUUAGUAUUUUGACUCAACAAGGGCACAACUUCUAUCCAACUGUAGCUGGAGCUGCGGACCUGUAUAUUGUGGACAUCCCAGCUGAUGUGGCUAACAUGGUGCCUCAAGUGAAGACUAUUGGCGCGAAUCUGGCUGCCCUUAUCACUGCUGAUGACCUGGUUUCCCUGGGAGCCAGCACCACAGCUGGACACAAGGGCAAAAGCAUGUACUUUAUUGAUACUGCAUCCUUGCAUGUUGAUGGUGUUGUAAACGGCCCACGUGGAGGCAAGCGCUUAGCUACUUCCUACAUUAAAAGUUGGCAAGGGGCAAAUUUGGAUACUAUCUGGUCAAUCAUGGAGCCUCUGUUCCAAGUUGACUCAUCUGGUGCAGGGCCGUCAAGGGUGGGGCAAUCAGGCAUGCAGGUUGAGCAGGAGGAGGAGGGAGAGGAGGAGGAGGGGGAGGGUGGAUUUGAGGAGGAGGGUGGGUUUGAGGAGGAGGAGGAGGAGGAGGAGGGUGGGUUUGAGGAGGAGGAGGCUGGGCUUGAGGAGGAGGAGGAGGAGGGGGAGCUGGAGGAGGAGGGGCAGCAGGUAAGGGUGAGCAGUGACUACACACGAAGGGCACGCCAGUUGUUGGAGAGGCUGGCGAACGUGGGGUCUGGCAUGUAAGGACACUGAAUU